Messenger RNA from Myotis myotis, 1561 nucleotides. RefSeq names its product solute carrier family 25 member 33 (gene SLC25A33). Gene Ontology annotation, molecular function: pyrimidine nucleotide transmembrane transporter activity. Gene Ontology annotation, biological process: pyrimidine nucleotide import into mitochondrion. The coding region runs from base 258 to 1280 and encodes 340 amino acids. The transcript is spliced from 8 exons. Gene Ontology annotation, cellular component: mitochondrion. Lineage: Eukaryota; Metazoa; Chordata; Mammalia; Chiroptera; Vespertilionidae. The record is from RefSeq and is a predicted model, not a curated record.
GCCCCCGCCACGUGACGGCCGCGCGGUGGGGUUCCACUGGACGCCGGCCUCCUGCCGCAGAGGCGGGUGAAGGGCCGGCGGCCACGCCGCGGGGUGCGCGGACCGAGGGAGCGGGUCGUGGGGACGCGCCCGCAUGGGGACGGCGCCGGCGGACGCCUGAGGACAGCGGGGCUAGCGGAGCGGGCCGCCUCGCGCAUCCUUUGAGCCGCCUCGCGCCUGCGGCAUCGGCGGCGGCGGGCCGCGGCACCGGCGCGGCCAUGGCGACCGGCUCGCAGCAGAAGGAGAACACGCUGCUCCACCUCUUCGCCGGCGGUGUUGCCUUUCAAGAAAAGAACUGGAAGAAAAACCACCCACAAACCAACACCGAGAAGUGCGGGGGCACGGUUGGUGCUAUUUUCACUUGUCCACUCGAAGUCAUUAAGACAAGACUGCAGUCUUCGAAAUUAGCUCUGCGGACAGUCUAUUACCCUCAGGUCCACCUGGGGGCCAUUGAUGGAGCUGGAGUGGUGAGACCAACAUCAGUGACGCCUGGACUUCUACAGGUUCUGAAGUCAAUCUUGGAGAAGGAGGGACCAAAGUCACUUUUUAGAGGCUUGGGUCCAAAUUUGGUUGGAGUUGCACCAUCAAGGGCUGUGUACUUUGCAUGUUACUCCAAAGCCAAAGAGCAGUUCAAUGGCAUUUUCGUGCCUAACAGCAACAUUGUGCACAUUUUCUCAGCUGGCUCUGCAGCUUUUGUCACAAAUUCCCUAAUGAAUCCUAUAUGGAUGGUUAAAACCCGGAUGCAGCUAGAACGGAAGGUGCGCGGCUGCAAGCAGAUGAACACGCUCCAGUGCGCGCGCCACGUGUACCAGACGGAAGGCAUUCGUGGCUUCUAUCGGGGAUUAACUGCCUCGUAUGCGGGGAUCUCAGAAACUGUCAUCUGCUUUGCUAUUUAUGAAAGUCUGAAGAAGUAUCUGAAGGACUCUCCACUCACCCCCUCUGCAAAUGGGACUGAGAAGAAUUCCGCAAGUUUUUUUGGACUCAUGGCAGCUGCUGCUGUGUCUAAGGGAUGUGCCUCUUGUGUCGCCUAUCCUCACGAAGUGAUCAGGACACGGCUGCGGGAGGAGGGCACCAAGUACAAGUCUUUUGUCCAGACCGCUCGGCUGGUCUUCCGGGAAGAAGGCUACCUUGCCUUCUAUAGAGGACUCUUUGCCCAGCUCAUCCGGCAGAUCCCAAACACAGCCAUUGUGCUGUCCACCUAUGAGCUAAUCGUGUACCUGUUGGAAGACCGUCCUCAGUAACAGGCCCGAAAACUGUGCUCCGGAAGAAUAAAACUGAAAAACUCGAUACAGAAUUUUUUUUCCCGUUGAUGUUUAGAAUGUUCGAGGCCGAUACAGGAAAGGCCAUAAAAUAUGUGGCUCAGUUACCUGUUGGACAUUUCCUUUUGGAUUCAUGUUUUCUGGAAGGUUUAAAUUCAUUAACGUUAAUAGUUAAUUUUAACUUUUGUUGUUUUUUUUUAAUUUAAGAGGAUUCAGGAUUAAGCAGCAAGUAAAUUAAAUCAUGCUAUUUAAUUUAAGUAUAA